GUUCUCCCCAUCAGACGAUGUCCCAACAGACCAUCGCUUCCUCGUUACGGUCUUAAUCUAUUUGCGACGCGAUAGUCUUAUCCACUCGCAGUCCCUCCAUACCUAGCGAGGGAAGAAUCCCCAGAAAAGAAGGGCCUCGGGUAUAUGCUCGGUGCUUCCGCGGGCCAGAACUCACCAUCUCACCGGUUCUUCUCACCGUGAAAUAAUCCCUUGGAGUUUAUCAUUAGUGUGCAAAAGUUACGACAUAUUUCAUGCCCCCGCGCCGACGGCCUCCUGCAGGGGCUCGGACAGACCUCCCGCCGCUGAAGAUCGUACGGAAGAUUGUUAUCUUACAGCUUGCCUAUUAUGCCUCUGCGACGGCCCUGAUCUUAUUUACCACUCUCGUCUAUGGCACCCAGUUCUCCAUAGACUUAGUUCUGAGUUGGGACUCGCUGAGGGGGGAUACCACGAUUGGAUGGAUGCUGGGGUUGGUGUGGAUGUUAAAUAGUCUUGCGGGGAUAAUCUUUCUUUUACUCCUCGUCGUUCGGUCCAAACUCAUUCCUGACUUCGCUCUUACUAUCCAUUUCCUCCAUCUUCUCGCGACGUCCCUUUACACCCACUCUAUCCCCUCCAACUUGCUUUGGUGGGGUCUUCAGUUUGCCAGCGCUUCUCUAAUGACCUUUGGUGGUAUCUGGGCCUGCCAAUGGCGGGAACUCAGACCGAUUAGCUUUGGCGGUAUAGCUGGUACCGGUACUGGACAGUCGUCUGGAAGUUCAUCUCAGCCGCCGGGUGAUAGAGGCAGUCCGUCCCGAGGAAGAGGUCGGGAACGCAGCUUGCAGGGUGACGGUGGCGAGUAUGAGAUGGCCGAAAUGAGGGGAGUCGGUGAGCAAGCGGUAUAGCUUCUUCUUCUUCUUUUUCUUGUUGGGUCUUUCUUUCUUCGAUUGUAUUCUUCUUUUUUCCCCUUUUUUUUCCUUCAUAUUUUUUGACGUUGAUUCAUGGCCGACUUACAUGCGGAUUUUGAUAUGUUUACAAUUUUCUGUAUACCCUAGCUAGUUGGCACCUGUAUAGAUGGCGUUCUGGUUCGAGUGUCAUCCUCUCAUCUUACCGAAGUGUUGAUUCCAUGGUCUUACAUUCUGGUGACCUUUUUGAACUUGUGCAGGCACAUUGGUACUUAAUAUCCUGUUGUUGGAUAUUUAUGGCUAUUUGGGAUGGCGUCAUGUCAUAGCGACAUGGGCGUCUCAAUCAUAUAGAUAGUAUUUACUACUACUGGAUAGUAUCAAAUCGACCCGACUGUGACCCAGGGAAGAACAAA
This is a messenger RNA of Aspergillus caelatus, 1291 nucleotides long. RefSeq names its product protein SYS1. Gene Ontology annotation, cellular component: trans-Golgi network; Golgi membrane. The transcript is spliced from 2 exons. The coding region runs from base 252 to 878 and encodes 208 amino acids. Gene Ontology annotation, biological process: protein localization to Golgi apparatus; Golgi to endosome transport; Golgi to plasma membrane protein transport. NCBI's taxonomy places the organism in Eukaryota, Fungi, Ascomycota, Eurotiomycetes, Eurotiales, Aspergillaceae. The record is from RefSeq and is a predicted model, not a curated record.